UUUCACUGUUGCACUCACCAUAGCAGCUUUUUUUGGUCACUAGAAGGGUGUCUCUUUGCUUCCGCAAUAUGUCUUACAGGUCAUUCAAACAGACUACUAAGACAAGCCAACAUGGUUCAGGAGGAUAUGGAGGCAGUCAAGUUGGUGGUGGCUAUUCUUGUGGUGUAGGGGCUGGGGCUGGAGCUGGUGACUUUGGUUUUGGUGGUGGCAUUGGUGGUGGAGCUGGUGGUGGAGCUGGUGGUUAUGCUUGUGGAUUUGGUGCUGGUGGAUAUGGUACUGGUGGAUUUGGUGCUGGUGGAUUUGGUGCUGGUGGAUUUGGUGCUGGUGGAUUUGGAGCUGAUGGUGGCUUAGGUGGUGGCUUUGGAGGUGGCUAUGGUGGUGGCUAUGGUGGCGGCUAUGGUGGUGGUGUGUUUGGUGGAAAUGAGAAGUUAACCAUGCAGAAUCUUAAUGACCGCUUGGCAUCCUAUCUGGACAAAGUCCAUGAACUGGAGGCAAAAAAUUCUGAGCUGGAACGUAAGAUUAAGGACUGGUAUGACAAACAUGGGCCAGCACCUCUUGAGGCACCAAAGGACUACAGCAAAUAUUUUAACCAAAUUGAGGCCCUUAAAGUACAGAUCAUCACAGCAUCCAAAGAAAACGCAGCAUUUUUAUUGCAGUGCGACAAUGCUAGGCUGGCUGCCGACGACUUCAAGCAGAAAUAUGAGAAUGAGCAGGUCAUUCGCUACUCAGUGGAGGCUGAUAUCAAUGGUCUGCGUAGAGUCAUGGAUGAGCUUACCCUAUCCAGGUCUGAACUGGAAGCUCAGUUUGAGAGUCUUACUGAGGAACUGGCCUAUCUUAAGAAGAAUCACGAUGAAGAAAUUAAAGCCAUCAAAGCUCCAGCAACUGGUAAAGUCAGUGUGGAGAUGAACGCUGCACCGGGUACGGACUUGACCAAAACUCUGAAUGACAUGAGAGCUCAGUAUGAAGACCUGGCUAUGAGGAACCGUCAAGAAGCAGAAAACAAUUUCAACAAAAUUAGUGCUGACUUGAAAAACCAAAUGCAACACGUACAGAUUACAAUCGAUGAGAGCAGGACGGAAGUAACAAACCUUAAAAAAACACUCCAAGCCCUGCAAAUUGAGCUUCAGUCACAACUUGCCCAGAAAAACUCCCUGGAAAUACUAUUAGCGGAGACCGAGGGAAGAUUCUGUAUGAAACUGUCACAUAUCCAGGAGACCAUUGCCUGUGUAGAGCAGCGGUUGGCACAGCUCAGAGCCGAGUCCGAGUGUCAGAAAUCUGAAUACCAACAGCUCUUGGAAAUGAAGACUAAGUUGGAGACUGAGAUUGCCACAUACCGAUCCCUCUUGGAUAAACUAGGGGCCAUACAAACCAAUCAAGGACAAGGACAGGUACAAGGACAAGGGCAGGGACAAGGACAAGGACAGGGACAGGGACAAGGCAGAGGUUCUUGGAAAUCAUAAACAAAUCUGUACAAGCUUUGGGCUGAAUAGUAGCAGCAUCCAUGGUGGUGGAAGAUGAAGAGAAGAAAACCCCCCAAAUAAAGGCAGUUUCAGCCAAAAAUUGAGAAAAUGUUAUGCAGAAAGCAGCAGGCUUAAUGUUUAUCUUUUACUUUCUGAGGAACUGAUUUAGACUGGGGAGCGAGCACAUGGAUUGAGCUACUGAAAACAUUGAUUAACUUGAUCAUGUGUCACUUCAUGCUGUUCCUUGUUAUUUUCUUUCUCUUUGCAUACUUUUCUCAAUAAACUCUUUUCUGAUGCAAGUUA
Xenopus laevis (African clawed frog) is the source of this 1763-nucleotide messenger RNA. RefSeq names its product keratin 50 S homeolog (gene krt50.S). Gene Ontology annotation, biological process: epithelial cell differentiation; intermediate filament organization. The record is from RefSeq and is a predicted model, not a curated record. The coding region runs from base 69 to 1460 and encodes 463 amino acids. The transcript has 8 exons. Gene Ontology annotation, molecular function: structural molecule activity. Lineage: Eukaryota; Metazoa; Chordata; Amphibia; Anura; Pipidae. Gene Ontology annotation, cellular component: cytoskeleton.